Molecule: messenger RNA, 2927 nt
Organism: Chenopodium quinoa (quinoa)
Lineage: Eukaryota; Viridiplantae; Streptophyta; Magnoliopsida; Caryophyllales; Amaranthaceae
Exons: 9
Coding region: 87-1262 (391 amino acids)
Source: RefSeq, a predicted model, not a curated record
CUAGGAACUAGGAACUAAUCAGAACCGUUGGAUCUAAGAGAAGAGGCACGCUAGAUCAACAGCUAGGAUCUAUUCUGACAAAUUAAAUGAAAGUCCCAAAAACAAAUUCGCGAUUUUCUCUCUCCUCACCAACGCCAUUUUCAUUCUCCUCUACUCCAUUGACGCGGAUUCUGAGCUUUCCCUACUCCGUUGAAGCAUCUUCUGAGAUGAAACCUGAAUACACAACUUUAAACAAGCUUUCACUUGUAAGCAAAGCAUACAAGGUUCAAGUCACAGUGAAGGAAAAAUGUCCUGCCCGAACUCCUCCCGGCAAAAAAAGGUUCCAGAAACUGGUUUUUAAAGAUGAGGAAGGAAACAGCAUGAAAGCAACUUUGUUUGGAGAUGAAGUUGACCACUUCAAAAAAGUAUUUGAACACAAGAAAAAGUAUGAGAUAGCUAAUGAUCCGAUCAGGACAAUUAACCCGAAGUUCAGCUCAAUACCAGGAGAAUGUGAGUUUACAUUUGGAGGGCUAACUAAGAUCCAAGCUAUCGAUCGAACUGAAGGUCCUGUUUUGCGAGACUACAUCCCUAUUGCUGAUGUACCCAAGACCAGCGGUCCAGCAGACCGGUUUGAUUUGCUUGGGGUUGUAGUCCACAUGGAAGAAGUGCGCAAAGUGACAUACAAAUCAGGCAGGGUAGCUGAUGUGCGUAAUAUCAGCAUAGUUGAUCAAAGCACUAGUUCUUGGCCCCUAAUCAUCUCUGCGUGGGGACAACUGGCAACUUCUGACUGUGAAAUCCUCAAGGACAGGGCAUCCACUUUCUUGGUUGUAAGCUUAACUUCUUUGAAACCUGCUAAUCACAGAGGGUUUUCACUCCAAUCAAGCAUGUCUACAACAAUUGGCCCAGCACCCACUGGUGAAAAAGUUGAUGCCUUAAGAACUUGGGCCCAUGCACAUCCAGACAUCAUUGCUGACUACAUGGCAAGGCAGCUCGAGUUCAUGACUGCGGGCACUGAACCAGUUCUUACAACAAUUGAUCAAAUCAUUGGCAAAAUUGUUGACAGCACUGUCCAAGAGGAGCUAUACACGCUGACAAUCACAAUUCUAGAUCCACAAUUAAGCAAUGUGAUUGCUUACAUUGACUGCGAUAAUUGUGGGAGGCGAUGUGGCGUUGCUGCACAUGUGCCAUUCUUCUGCCCACAUUCCCUGACAAGAAAUGCACUUCCACUAAAAGGGUCAACUUUACCUUUGAUGUUGCGAAUGACACUAGAACAUUUCGGCUAACUGCCUUUGGUCUGGUUUGUGAGCAAAUCCUCAAUCUAACUACAUUUUAAAUUUUCAACUAAAAAGUUAAGGUACCCAAUCAAUCCUUGCCUUAACUUAUUUGGGUAAAAAAAUUAAACACCGCUAUUCACCUUAGGCAUAACAUCACCCUAUAUUCUACUCAGGAUGACUAGAACGACUUCGAUCACCUUGCUGGAACUCUGAAGUCCACACCAAUGCACAUCAUACUUCAUCCAACUCAAGCACUGAACAGGGCAGGGGUGCUGAGAUGGGUGGUCCAAUCUGUUUCCCGCGUAUGAAUGCCUUUUCAACCAAUCUAAGGCUUCUAAUCAGAACACAUCAUUCACGAUAGGCUUCUCUUAUCAUUUUGGAUGUGUUCUUGUUUGAUGCCUACUUGAUUGCUACCUAAAAUAAGUAGACUACUCUCAAACCAUUUGCCAAGCAUUGUCUGUUCUUAUUUAGAGUUACAUCUUCCUUUUGUCACUGUUGUUGCUACCAAAUAGCUUAAUGAUCCGAUGAUUGCAUGUGUUUCCAUAUAGGCCUACAAACAAUGCCUCUUUUGCUUGCUUACUCUGAUGCAUGAGUUCAGCAAGUCCUUGUAAUAUAAACUCUAUGCUUUCUUAUUCAGUAUGUGAUAUUCUGCUAUGCAUUUCCAAUUCUAUAUUCCUUGCAACCUAAUCUUACAAGAAUGCACAUGUAUAAUGUUUGUUAGUCAGACUGAUUUUCAUUCCAUUACCCUUGAUUUAAUUACCCCCCAUCAUUGCAGCCCAUUGUUUAACAAGCCAACAUAUGCACCUUUUUUGAAGAUUAAAACACUACCUUCAAUAAAAAAAAACAAUCACAAAGUUUAUGCCUUGCAUUGCUAUCUAGCUAUAUCAUAUUAGAACCUGUUACAGUGCUAUCUUUUACCAAAUCAAGACAAUUACAAAGCACUUUGAUUCAAAGUUUAACAACAUACUAAUUAUCUACCCUCUUCAAAUUGAAAACCAUAAAUAAAACAACACAAGAUAUAAACUAAUAAAUUAAGAUUCAGCUUAUUGAUUUAGAAAAUCAGCACACCACCAAGCAAUUCAAACCCAUCCUCACCCUAAUCUCAAUCCAAUUAGCAUAAGCAAAGCAACAACAACAGUUCUUCACAAAUAAAUAAACCUUUCUUGAUCAUCAAAUGAACUCCUGACCAAACUUGGCCUUCAAACCUUAAAUCUGUUUUGAACACUCAACCAGCCAACCUAAAAUCUUAUAAACUCUUUCACUGCAAUAAUCAUCUAUCCAAAGCAACAUUUUAAAGACUUUAUUCAUCUAUCCAUAAAUGUCAAGCAUAUAUAAAAUGCACACUAAUAAAACACUAAACAUAAAACAAUACAAGAAUAAAACACUAAACCUUAAGAUAAUUAUUUAUAUAUACACUACAAAAUAUUACCGCAAAAGUGUGCAAUUUAAAAACUAUAGGGCAAAUCUACCUUAACUUUGUAACAAUUAGCAUCCUACAAUAACAAAAUGAGAUGGCCUAAAUAGAUUAAACUACUAUAACACUACAUAAACUGAUCUACAUAGCUAAUCAGAAUCAAAACCAUAAGCAUUGGAGUCUUCAUAGGAAACUUCAAGGGAUUGAUGAUGGUACAAGUACCCAUCAUCCUUUUUCGAGCCAACAUCCCAUUCCCCGGC